UAAAGUACAGCCAUCUCUUGUUUUUUGAAAUUACUAACUGAAGAGAAUUUGCCGCUCUCAACAGCUGAUUGUGUCAUGAAUUUACAAACUGGUAAAUACUAAUUUACUUUGACUAAUUGUAUGUUACCAUCUGAAAACCAUUGGAAAUGAAAGUAAAUAUUAAAAGUUGGCGUGGAGUAGCUGUAUGGAAAUGGAUUGCCAAGGAUGAUAAUUGUGGAAUCUGUCGAAAUGCUUUUGAUGGAUGUUGUACAGAUUGUAAAAUGCCUGGUGACGAGUGUCCGCUUGUUUGGGGACAGUGCUCUCAUUGUUUCCAUAUUCAUUGUAUUAUGAAAUGGUUGAACUCUCCUCAAGUAGUCCAAUUGUGUCCUAUUUGUCGUCAAGAUUGGAAAUUUAAGGAAUAAAAAGAAGCUAUUUUUUAUCCGAGGUAAA
Molecule: messenger RNA, 429 nt
Organism: Tetranychus urticae (two-spotted spider mite)
Lineage: Eukaryota; Metazoa; Arthropoda; Arachnida; Trombidiformes; Tetranychidae
Gene: lmgA
Product: anaphase promoting complex subunit lemming A
Biological process (GO): anaphase-promoting complex-dependent catabolic process
Cellular component (GO): anaphase-promoting complex
Molecular function (GO): ubiquitin protein ligase activity; zinc ion binding; cullin family protein binding
Source: RefSeq, a predicted model, not a curated record